Molecule: messenger RNA, 2109 nt
Organism: Capsicum annuum
Lineage: Eukaryota; Viridiplantae; Streptophyta; Magnoliopsida; Solanales; Solanaceae
Product: protein arginine methyltransferase NDUFAF7 homolog, mitochondrial
Exons: 10
Coding region: 104-1675 (523 amino acids)
Biological process (GO): mitochondrial respiratory chain complex I assembly
Cellular component (GO): mitochondrion
Molecular function (GO): protein-arginine omega-N symmetric methyltransferase activity
Source: RefSeq, a predicted model, not a curated record
AGUUUCAAAAGAUAUUGGAGAUGCGGGGUAUCGAUCCCCGUACCUCUCGCAUGCUAAGCGAGCGCUCUACCAUCUGAGCUACAUCCCCUGUUUUGUUUAGCAGAUGGCACUUUAUGCUAUUUCUCUUUUUUCCCACAUUCUCCAACUGCAAGCUCCUUCAGAGUAUACAAUCAAUAUUCAGCACUGUCCAGUGUCAGUUUUGCAACAAGCGAGCUCAACAAAAAUCAAAAUGUUAAGAAGAUUAGUGCUCCAGGCUUCAACUCAGCGUUGUUCGCUGUUUGGUGCUUCGUCGUCACUCUCAUGGUGUCGUCAAUCUUCUUCUUCUUCUUCUUCCCAGUCUCCUAACAGUAAUUUUGUCGAACACUUGGAGGACAAUGAACCAGCUAGUCCUACUCCCCCCUCUGCAGCUAUCUCCAUUGACCGAUCCGGCUUACAUAAUCCUCCUCAGCAUUCACAUGAACCGUCAUCGGAUUGCGAGCUUGUUAAGCAUCUUAAGAGCAUUAUCAAGUUCAGGGGCGGACCCAUCUCAGUUGCCGAAUAUAUGGAGGAAGUCUUGACGAACCCAAAGGCAGGGUUCUACAUUAAUCGUGAUGUGUUUGGCGCUGAAGGUGAUUUUAUUACCUCUCCUGAAGUUAGCCAAAUGUUUGGAGAGAUGGUUGGUGUUUGGGCAAUGUGUCUUUGGGAGCAAAUGGGACAACCAAAAAAUUUAAAUCUUGUGGAGCUGGGACCCGGUCGAGGAACUCUCUUAGCUGAUCUUCUACGAGGUGCAUCAAAAUUUAGGAACUUUACCGACUCUUUGCACAUACACAUGGUUGAAUGUAGUCCAACUCUAAGGAAACUCCAAUAUCGGAACUUGAAGUGCAUAAACAAGAAUGACACAGAUGGAGAUGCGGAGGAACACAUUAUUAGCAGGUUGACUGGGACCAGUGUAUCAUGGCAUGCCACCCUGGAGCAGGUUCCUGCAGGAACACCUACAAUCAUCAUUGCCCAUGAAUUUUACGAUGCGUUACCUGUUCAUCAAUUUCAGAGAGCAUCUCUAGGCUGGUGUGAAAAAAUGGUUGAUGUUGCUGAAAAUUCAAUGUUUCAGUUUGUUUUGUCUAAGCAGCCAACCCCUGCAACUCUGUAUCUCUUGAAGCGCUUCAAAUGGGCCGAGAAUGAAGAAAUAGGCAAGCUUGAACAAGUUGAGGUUUGCCCCAAAGCAAUGGAUUUGACUCAAGCAAUUGCUAAAAGAAUUGGUUCAGAUGGUGGUGGGGCUCUCAUUAUUGAUUAUGGUCUAAAUGGAAUAGUCUCAGACAGUCUUCAGGCUAUCCGAAAACAUGGAUUUGUUAAUAUACUGGAUAAUCCUGGAACUGCUGAUCUUAGUGCUUAUGUUGACUUUGCUGCUAUCAGGCACUCUGCAGAAGUAGCUUCAGAUGAUGUGGCUGUGCAUGGCCCAAUGACUCAGUCUCAGUUUCUUGGGGCACUAGGAAUAAAUUUUCGGGCUGAGGCAUUGAUGGAGAACUGCACAGAUGAACAAGCUGAUUCUUUAAGAACAGGUUACUGGCGUUUGGUGGGUGAAGGCGAGGCACCAUUCUGGGAGGGUCCUGCAGAGCAGGCUCCUCUUGGGAUGGGAACCAGAUAUUUGGCAAUGGCAAUUGUGAACAAGAAGCAAGGAGUACCUAUUCCAUUUCAAUAAAAAAUCUGGAUGUGUGUAGCUUAGCUGGGUAAAAGGCUUGGAACAAACAGGAUGCUAAUUCUAUUAUCAUCCUGUUUCCAUGCAGUGAGGCUUUUCCUUUAUUUAUGAAGGAGAGAAUAUCUUGUCUUUUCAUAUAGUGCCUUUUUUUUUUUGUUCAUUUCUGAAAAGUGGAGAAUAUGGGGCAACAGAAGAAUAUAGAUCCUACAUCAAGUUAUUACGCUAUGUUGCUUCUGCAAGUUGGCCGAAGCUAAAGGAUUGAAAGAUUUUUGGAGGACUGGUCUAUAUUUUUAAAGUUUCUUGUUUUAUUUGACUUAUACUUUCAUAAAUAAUAAAAUCGAAUCACAAAAGACGUGAUACUUUUACAGUACUUCAGUUGUAUAAAAGAUGGUGCUGUAAUUAUUUGAAAAAUAAUACUAGUAUAAUUGUUUCUUUGA